Messenger RNA from Nezara viridula (southern green stink bug), 1068 nucleotides. Lineage: Eukaryota; Metazoa; Arthropoda; Insecta; Hemiptera; Pentatomidae. The record is from the annotation of a GenBank genome assembly.
AUGCAAAAUCAGCGGAAGAGACAGUUGUUAGAUGCAGUGAAAGAAGAUGAAAAGGAGAUAAACAUUCUCGAAAAGAGAUUAAAAUUAAAGAAGCGAAAGAACAAAUCCACAUCUAGAGGAUUUGUUGAAUGUGGUCUUGAUUAUAUUUUAGAUGCAUAAAAGAAUGUUGACCUUAUAUUAGUUAUUUUAAAAAGUGGUGGAUUCUCACUCCGAAAAGAUGAUCCAAAUGCAAUGAAACAAUUCCUCUUAGCUACACAAAAACAAUUCAAUCUAUUACCAGCAGAAGAAAAUUCUCGAAUGAAGUACAUGUUGAGCAUUUUAAUUAAUAUAAAAAAUAACAAUAUUACAAAACUCUCUGAUUUCAAUCCAACUCAGCAUGAAGAACUAAGGAAAAUUUUAAAAUCUUUAAUAAGAAAAGGAAAUAGUGUAGUAACAUUACAAAUAAAACUUGAUGACCUGCUUAAUGCUGAAAAAAAUGGUAAAUGGUGGCUUGUUGGUUCUGCAUGGAAGAAUGAAGGAGUUACCAAGAAAGUUGAAGAAAAACCUUUACAAGAAAAGUAUUCUGCCAAGUUGUUGGAAUUAGCCAAGAAACAACGAAUGAAUACUGACAAUAGAAGAAAUUUAUUUUGUAUAUUAAUGACUGCUGAAGACUAUCAUGAUGCUUUUGAGAAACUUUUAAGAUUAGGUUUAAAGGGCCAACAGGAAAGAGAAAUCCCUCUUGUUAUUGUGCAUUGCUUACUUCAAGAGAAAAAUUUCAACCCGUAUUAUGCUCUUGUUUGUGACCAGUUAUGCCUAUCUGAUAGAAGACAUCAGAUGACUCUUCAGUGUGCUUUAUGGGACAGGUUUAGAGAUCUUCAAUCGUUAUCUUCGUACCAAAUUCACAUAUUAGCUAGGUUCUUAGCUCAGUUACUGAUUGCUGGUUCUUUGCCUAUUUCAGUACUUAAGGUUGUUGAAUUUGCUGAACUUGAUAAAUAUCAUAUCAGACUACUACGACAGACAAUACUAUCAAUAGCCAAUGAGGAGAAUAUAGAUAGAGUCAAAGAGAUAUUCCUGAAGAAAUAUGACUGA